AUGGUUCGAAAAUUAAACAUUAAUUACACAAAGUUCGAAGACAGACAUUAUUGGAUAUUACAACCAAAGACAGGUGCUACUGAUAAAGUAGUAUUUUACGUUCAUGGAGGUGCUUACGUUCAAAAUAUGAUUAGCUUCCAGUGGUUUAUGGUUGGAGCUAUUAUUAGUCGUACAAAUGCAACAUUUAUCAUUCCAGAUUACGAUCUUGCACCAAGGUGGACAUAUACGAAGCUGUUUUCAUUCAUCAAAAACUUAUAUUUACAUGUUUUGGAGAAAAACGCACCAGAGAAAGUAUAUCUUCUAGGAGAUUCAGCAGGAUCAGGAUUUAUACUUAGUUUCGCCAUGUCUCUCAGAGAUAUGAAACUUCCUUUACCAUCCAAGAUAUUUAUGGUCUCACCAUGGGUAGAUUUAUCAAUGACAAAUCAAGAUUGCUAUAAGAACGAUAAAGUUGAUACGAUGACAAGUAUUUCUGGUCUCAUUCAAGCUGCUAAACUCUUUGCUGGAGAUAUUGAUCUGAAAGAUCCAAGAAUCAGUCCACUUUAUGGCAAUUUACAUAAUUUACCAAAUAUCUCUAUGUAUGAUGGUACUCAUGAUGUCUUAAAUCCUGAUGUCAGACUUUUGAGAGAUAGAUUCCAGAAAGAGAACAUUCCUUUGAACUAUUACGAGUUCCCACAUAUGUUCCAUUGCUUCCCAGCUGUACCAUUCCUUAGAGAAGCCAAAGUUGCAAAUCAAAAUAUAGCAGAUGCAAUUUUGGAGUAG
Trichomonas vaginalis G3 is the source of this 759-nucleotide messenger RNA. Its product is annotated as carboxylic ester hydrolase protein. The record is from RefSeq and is a predicted model, not a curated record. Gene Ontology annotation, molecular function: hydrolase activity. NCBI's taxonomy places the organism in Eukaryota, Parabasalia, Trichomonadida, Trichomonadidae. The transcript has a single exon. The coding region runs from base 1 to 759 and encodes 252 amino acids.